AUCAAGCCUAGAGCAGAUCUCUGGCUUUGAAAGGAGGAGUUGCUCAUUGGCUAUGAUCCAGGAGAGUCUUCUGGGAAGGACGCUUCAGUUUCUGCCCCUACCACAGGCCAACUACAUUUUAUGAGAAAUUGCAUUUGCAACAUAAGCAUGCCAUGUCACAGCUGCAGACCUUGAACAGGAAAAACACUGAGGCCUCCAAGAACUUGAAGAUGCUUGAGGAGGAGUCUGGCUUCUAUCGCAACCUGCGCAGCCAGCUGCUGAUGGCCCAGUCUCAGCUGAAGACCAAGGUGGAUAUGCUGAAGCAGGAAAAUAGGAAAAUUCGGAGGCAAUGUGCCGCACUACAGCAGAACUUGGGGGAAUUGAGACUGAUCUAUAAGAAUCAACCGGAGGACACCAGUGACCCCCAGACCCAGCAGCAGCAGGAUCCGGAAAGAAUGGAGGAAUUGCUGCAGGACAGACACAAACAGAAGGAGCCGGGCAUCCAGGAGAAGAAUUUGGCGGAAGAGCUGCAGUAUCACUUUGAGGUCCUCCGGAAGAGCUGCUUCCUGACAGGGCUGAAUCAGUUGAAGAAGGAGGUGGGAAUGCUGAGUCAGGAAAACAAGGAAAUGCAAGGCGAUUGUGCCCUACUACAGCAGCACGUGGAAGACUUGAAGCCAAUCUAUAAGAAGCAACAGGAGGAGGACAGUGACUUCCAGACCCAGCACCAAAAGCACAUGGAACGGAUGGAGGAAAAGCUGCAGUAUGUGCUGAAGAAGAAGAAGAUGGCCAUCAAGCAAAGGGAGUUAGCAGAAAAGCUCAAGUAUGACUUUGAGGUCCUCCAAAUGAGGUCUAAGAAACUGCGGCAUGAGAUGGAACUGGCCACAGCCCAGGAAGACAGUGUCCUGCAGAAAGACCUGCUGCGUCAGGAGCCACCCGCUGCAUCCGGAGCCUGCCGAGCCCCAUCCCCAGAAACCACAAAAUCCCUUGGAUAGAUUUGCUUUAACAUAUUCUAUUUCCUCAUUGUGAAUAGGCCCUAAUUUUAUGGAGCCUGUGAGCCACCAGUCUUCCUCUGGGUCUGCUUCCUUCGAUGUUCUGACAACUCCCCUUGAGAGAACCGAGGUGACUGCCCUGUCACUGUGUCCAAGACCAGGGACAGGCUGAGGGUUUGUGAUGCUAAAUCUGUAGUGAGAGAAUGGUGCUUAGCAUAAUUUUGUGUUUGGGUUUCUGUUUGGGGUUUUUGCUCUUAGAUGUUUUGGUUUUGGUUUUCUUAUUGAUAUGCUAUCUGUUCUUAUUAUCAUUUUUCAAAAAUUGCUAGCAUCAUUCACUGUUUAUACUGACUUCUUUUUUAAUGCCCAUUAAAAGUAUGUUUUAUGAAUAAUAAACAUUUCUAACUCUUC
Messenger RNA from Mus pahari (shrew mouse), 1376 nucleotides. Its product is annotated as putative mediator of RNA polymerase II transcription subunit 26. The record is from RefSeq and is a predicted model, not a curated record. NCBI's taxonomy places the organism in Eukaryota, Metazoa, Chordata, Mammalia, Rodentia, Muridae. The transcript has 7 exons. The coding region runs from base 153 to 971 and encodes 272 amino acids.